AUACAGAAUAGAGAUGGCUAUACACCCUUAUAUUUAGCUGUAGAAAUGUGUAAUAUAGACAUUGUGAGAUAUAUAUUAAAUACGGACUGUAGUGUAAAUUUGCAGGACAAUUUAGAUUAUACACCCUUACAUAAAGCUGUUCAGGAGAAUAAUAUAGACAUUGUAAGGUGCUUGUUGGGCCAUACAGAAUGUGAUGUCAACUUACAAGAUAUGUUUGGACAAACGCCCUUACAUUUAGCAGUAUUGAAGGGAUAUCUUGCCUGCAUUGAUAUUUUACUCAAUCUUGGUGCAGACGUCAAUAUACAAGAUAAAGGUGGGAAAACAGUCUUAAUGUUGGCUUGUAUAAAAAAUGAUAGAAAAUUGUUAGAAACACUAUUAAUACAUGGAGCUGAUGUGAAUAUUGUAGACAACCAUGGUCGAUCUGCUCUA
This is a messenger RNA of Lottia gigantea (owl limpet), 429 nucleotides long. RefSeq lists its product as hypothetical. The transcript is spliced from 2 exons. Gene Ontology annotation, molecular function: protein binding. The record is from RefSeq and is a predicted model, not a curated record. Lineage: Eukaryota; Metazoa; Mollusca; Gastropoda; Lottiidae. The annotation marks the transcript as partial.